UUAAGUUUCAUUCUUUGUUAUGCUCUUUGUUUCUGAAGUGGCCAACGUAAAGACCGAAUACAGGCACCAUCGACCGGUGGAGAUAUACGUUUUAUUUUAAAAGUUAAACCGGAAAACGAGCGCCUUCCCUUCGCUAGCUUAACUCUAGUUGUGAUGUUAGCCUGUUUUCUUGGACACUCCUAGCGCUUAUCCCACUUCCCUGGUAAUUGUUUCUAACUCAACUCAAGAAACCAUGGCCGAGCAGGCCUCGGGACCCCCUCUGUCGUCCCAACAUGACGAGGGGCUCCAGCAGCGGGUGGCAGCUCUGGAGCAGGAGAGGGCUGAGUUCAUCAAACUCAAGCAGCAAAUGGAGGCCGAGUUCAACCAGAAGCGAGCCAAGUUCAAAGAGCUCUACCUGUCCAAGGAAGAGGAGCUAAAGAAGCAGAACAAGGCGCUGGAGGGCGCCCAGGUGGAGCUGAGCUCCGUCCAGGACCAGUUGGCUCAGGCCCGGUCCGAGAUCGAGACCAUCAAGGCGGUGGCCACGGUGUCGGAAAACACCAAACAAGAAGCUAUCGAUCAGGUCCGCAGCCAGUGGCAGGAGGAGGUGGCCUCGCUGCAGGCCAUCAUGAAAGAAACAGUGUGCGAGUAUGAGGCCCAGUUCCACCAGCGCCUGGAGCAGGAGCGAGUCCAGUGGAACCAGUACCGGGAGGCAGUGGAGAGGGAACUGGGGGAGCUGCGACGGCGCCUCACAGAGGGCCAGGAGGAAGAAAACCUGGAGGACGAAAUGAAAAAAGCCCAGGAGGAUGCUGAGAAGCUGCGCUCGGUGGUGAUGCCCAUGGAGCAGGAGAUUGCAGCCCUGAAGGCCAAGCUGACUACAGCCGAGGACAGGGUGAAGGAACUGGAGGCCUCGAAGGUUAAGGAACUCAAUCACGUUCUCGAAGCGGAGAAGUCGUGUCGCACGGACCUGGAGAUGUAUGUGGCCGUGUUGAACACUCAGAAGUCUGUCCUGCAGGAAGAUGCAGAGAAACUACGGAAAGAGCUCCACGAUGUCUGUCACAAGCUGGAGUUGGAGCGACAGCAGCACAACCAGCUGAAACACACGUGGCAGAGAGCCAACGACCAGUUCCUCGAGUCCCAGCGGCUCCUCAUGAGGGACAUGCAGAGGAUAGAGAGCGUGCUGUCGUCAGAACAGCUCCGCCAGGUGGAGGAGAUGAAGAAGAAAGACCAGGAGGAGGAUGAAAAAGAGAGGCUGAGCCAAGUGAAGGAGCAGCACGAGGAGGAUGUGGGAGACAACACCGAGCCUUUGGAGGAUUUAUUCCUCCAAAGCGUCGAGGAGCCCCACGCCAACCACAGCGGCCACGGCUCCAUGCACUCUUUAGACACUGAGGUGGUGGCCGGGGGCCCCUCGGACCCCUACAAGGAAAACCUGCGGAGAGUUCAGUCGACAGACAGCCUCGGCUCCUCGCUGUCCGUCCAGCAGGGACUCGGCGGCCACAACCACAAAGCCAAGUCGGCCAGCCACUUGGACGAGUCGGACUUUGGGCCCUUGGUGGGGGCCGACUGUGGGGUAACAGACAGCAGUUUUGGUGAAACGUCGUCCAUCAGCUCCAUCAAGCUGACGGCGAGUCACUUCCUGCUUACUAAAGACCAGGAGAAGGCCAUCAAGGCCAUGACACCUGAGCAGGAGAAGACGGCGUCGCUGCUGUCCAGCAUCUCCCACGCUCCUGACACCGCCUUCUUACCGCCUGUAGGCUACAGACUCGUCAGCGACAGCGAGUGGAACCUUCUGCAGCAAGAGGUGAAAAACGCUGGCAGGAAGCUCGGCCGACGUUGUGACAUGUGCUCCAACUACGAGAAGCAGCUGCAGGCCAUCCAGGGACAAGAGGCCGAGACACGAGAUCAGGUGAAGAAACUGCAGGUGAUGCUACGUCAGGCCAACGAUCAGCUGGAGAGGACGAUGACUGAGAAACAGAAUCUAGAAGAUUCGGUCAAAGUUGGCAAUGAGGAAACCGCUGCUAAGGUGUCCGCCCUCCUGCAAAGAGUCCAGGAGUCGGAGACGCUGCUCAGCACACUACAGCAGGCCUUCAGUGAGGCUAAGAGGAGCACACAGGAACAGAUGGCAGUGCUGGUGAAGUCGAGGGAGCAGGUGGCCGAUGAGCUGAGCCGACUGCAGAGAGACAACGAGAGCCUGCAGGGGAAACACAGGCUGCACUCGGAGCUGCAGCAGCAGGAGGACUUCCAGAUGCCCAACACUGUGGAAGAGCUGCACGGCGUGGUGCUGCGGCUGCGUGAGGACCUGGUGGCCUUACGGACGUCUGCCGACCACAUGGAGGAGAAGCUGAAGGCUGAGAUCCUGUUUCUGAAGGAGCAGAUCCAGGCGGAGCAGUGUCUGAAGGAGAACCUGGAGGAGACUCUGCAGCUGGAGAUCGAAGGCUGCAAGGAGGAGAUCGACAUCUUGGAAGCGUCCUUCUCCAGUCUGAAGACCGAGCUGGAGCGAGUGAAGACAGAGAAGGAGAAGUUGCAGAGCAGCCUAGCAGAGAAGACGGAGGAGCUGGAGAGCCUCCAGAGCCUGAGGACCAGUUUGGAGCAGCAGCUCAAAGAGCUCACGGCUGCAAAGGGUGCACUGGAGGCUCAGGUGCUGGAUGAGCGAGACAAAUCCCAGCGGCUGCAGACGGAGCUGGAUGUCAGCGAGCAGGUGCAGAAGGACUUUGUCAAACUUUCUCAGACCCUUCAGGUCCAGUUGGAGCGAAUACGACAGGCGGACUCCCUGGAUCGAAUCAGAGUGAUCCUCAAUGACACCAACUUGACUGACAUCAACCAGCUUCCAGAGACAUGAUACCACUGAGUGAAAACUGCCUUCAGUUUCAUUCCCUGUUUUUCUCUUAUCACUGGCCCAGUAACAUUAUUGACCUGACCCUUCCUCCUCCCCAUAACCACAGAGGAAGAGUUUGGAGGGACGUGGACAGCGGAGCCUUCGGUGUACAUUAAGAGUCUUGGAACGUGGAAAGAAUAAUGAAGAACACUACUUAAAAAAAAAAAAAUGUAAAUAACCAAAUGUGUGACUCUGGACGGAGGGAUGGGAUGAAAGUAAAGUCUGUCUGUGUCUUGUUUCUACUGUAGAUAUGACUGUCUGUGUUAGCUCAACCAAAAAAGAAAAAAGGUUUGUCGUCUUCUAAAGCACUUUUCAUCUGCAACUUCUCUUUCCAGGUAAAUCGAAAAACGGUUGGAUGCAUAACUUUUCUUCUUUUUCUUCCCAAAGCGGUUGAUAAUCGCUUCCUUGUUCCACCCGCUCGUUCUUUCCCUCUUUUUUUUUUUUUCUUCCUACUAUUUCUGGCUGUUUUCCUGUGACAUUUUCCGCUUUGUUCUGGUCAUUUAAUCCUGUGACAAAGACGUGAAUGAAGGAAAUUCAUGGAAAAUACUUGGACACAACUUAGCUGGGAUGGAAAAGAAGGAACAUAACAAAAUUUGAGCAAUAGCCUCCAUUUCUCGAGCAUCUUCUACUGUAUCGCGAGUCGUCUGACAGAAGCGUUUGUUCUGUUCUUUUAAAGCUGCAGAAAUUCGCUCACGUCCGAUGUUUUGUUUCUCAGCUCCACGCUUGUUUCUUGUCAAAGGAAACCACGGAAACACUAGUUAGUCCAGUUCACGUCGGGUAAAGGAAGAAUUGGGUGAGGAGGAAAGCGGAGCUUUGCUCCUUUUAUUGUUUGCCGUUUUGACUUGACCUUGGUUGGACUUUGCUGAAGUAAUUCUAAAGCUCUUAAAUUACUUUUUAAAAAUAAAUGACGGAAGGGCACACUAACACAAAACACUCGCAAAUUUUCAUCCCAACUCGCAGAUGGCCAACUUUUCUUAUCUAUAGUGUGUGUACAAGGUUCAUCCAUCACUACAAGAAGUUCUGUUAUCUCUGAAGCUACUAAUGGAUUUAAUUUCAGGGUGGCAGUGUGUCAGAAGCAGCCCGUAAUUGAUCUGGCUAGGUCUAAGUAUUAUUUAUAAUUUUUAAAGAUGAAGAUGGAAACGUGUUCCAUGAAUUAAUGGUGACAUACGUGAAGCUUGUGACCUAAAGUCCAGUGAAGGUGAAAACAUCAGAUCUGUGAGGAGGCUUCGUCAAAUUAACUCAUGGAACCAAACAUACGUUUGAACCCUAUCGCCUUGCACACCUACACACACCUACACACACACACACACACCUGUCCAGUUGUUGCUCGAGGAGGGCGUGUCUUAUGGUCUGUUUCAGGGGGGCUUAAGAACAAAAAGUUGCUGUUGACGCAGAGUGAAAAUGGGAGUUUCAGACGCUGUUAGGCGACGUGAUGAGGGCUUGCUUUGGAGGAGCACUGAGAGCUUAAACCCAACUGAAAAUCGGCAAUUACGUUGUGUCCUCGUUAACAAUCAAUGUUUCAUCCGGGCAGUUUGAUUAACCACAGAAAGGCUGAGAGAGGCAGGACUGCACGAGCAGCCACAUUGAAACUCGUCAGUGUUUAGAGGUGGAG
This is a messenger RNA of Scatophagus argus, 4463 nucleotides long. RefSeq names its product rabaptin, RAB GTPase binding effector protein 1 (gene rabep1). Gene Ontology annotation, biological process: endocytosis. Bases 233 to 2815 code for a protein of 860 amino acids. Gene Ontology annotation, cellular component: intracellular membrane-bounded organelle. Gene Ontology annotation, molecular function: GTPase activator activity; growth factor activity. The record is from RefSeq and is a predicted model, not a curated record. Lineage: Eukaryota; Metazoa; Chordata; Actinopteri; Scatophagidae. The transcript is spliced from 19 exons.